GGCUAUCGAGACGCUUGAUCUGACGACUCCUUUUCCAUGCGCUUUAUUCUGCUGGCUGCGCAACUGAUAUUGCUCGAUGCGACGCAGAGCGCCGUUACUGUUGGCUUAGAUGCCUUUGGCAUCGAGGUGAAGAUCACCCCAGACGUCAGCAAGGAUGGUGAUGAGGGCGUGGAGUGCAGAGAGGACUGGCAAUGCCCUAUGGCGCGUCCCAUUUGUGAUCGAGCCAGGCUACUUUGCGAGGACCUUUAUUACUUCAAUUCUUCCCGGGGCAGCUGCGUCUGCGACAGCCCCCACGACUGCGACUUCGAGGAGAUCCUCACCCAGGAGGUUCUGUCCAACGUGUCGGACUGCGUCUUCGCUUGCAAGGUCACCCCUGAGUGUCGUGCCUUCCAGGGGCGCUACAUCCCGAAUUCGCACAAGAGCAACUUUAGCUGUCAACUGCUCAGGGCGCUUUCCUCUUCCAGCACGCCUGCGACUCUGACUGGCGAUGGUCAAGGUGACCAGUACUGCUAUCGCAAGCCCGACCGCUCCAGCGAGUGCACUCACCACUUGGCCUGCCUGACCAGCUCAGGACACUUCUGCUGCCCUGACCGGCACGGAGAAAUGCUCGCUUGUUGCUCGUCACCAUCCACCAUCCAGGCGGGUGGUAUAGUCACUACGGUAACGCUGAUCAUGCUGCUAGCUCUGUCAACGUUCUUCAAUUGCCGAACCUGCGGCAAAUCUGCGAUCGCGACUCCUGCGAGUGAUGUGCCUGGCAGCACCGACAUCAGCUUUCCCGGUGAGAUUCGAGGGCAGAAGAUCUCGUACACCGACUAUGCUGAGCUCCGGCAGGCCAUGGACACGGCCGGCCGCUUCGUGAUUGCCUUUGUCAACCUAGGGAGCGGCGACCAGAGCGGGAAGCGCUUCGAGGAGCUCUUCCGCGUGCUGCUGGGGGCCUCGGGGCGUGUCUGCAAGCUGCCGCGGGACCUGGACAGCGGCCUGAACCAGGCCGCAGAGAUCCUGCGCCGCAAUGAAGAGGUGGCGAUCCUGGCGUGCGGAGGGGACGGCACUGUGACCUGGAUCUUGUCGGAGCUCAACGAGCGAAAGGACCGGGUCUUCCAGGGCAUCAUGAUGCCACCGGUGGGCAUCAUCCCCCUGGGCACGGGUAACGAUCUGGCGAGGUCCCUGGGCUGGGGCCCCGUGCUGUCGGACAACUUCCAGCUGCCGUGCUACGUGCACCGGGCGCUGCGCUCCGAGACGGUGCUGCUGGACCAGUGGCAGCUCACCUUGCGGCCCAGCCAUCUGCUGCCGCCCUCCCUGCGCCAGCGCGGCACCGUGGAGUUUGUUGGGUACUUCACCAACUACUUCUCCGUGGGCAUGGACGCCUGUACCUCCUAUGAGGUGGGCCGUGUGAGGAGCUCGCCCGUGGGCCGGUGCUGCUUCCGGCUGCGCUGCAUGCCGCCCUGCCGCUUCAUCCACGGGGGGCUGCUGUGCUACGGGCUGAACGGCCCCAACUGCGCGCGGUGUCUCUGCUGCCGCACCCGAGCCCUCAAUGAGGACUUGGAGGUGAGGUUUGACAACGAGGACACGGCCUUCGCUUUCAAGGGCCAAGUGAGGCAGUUUACCCUGACGAACUUGAAUUCCUACGGCGCUGGCAUGUGUCUAUAUGGCAAGACUACCAUGGACACGCAGGUCAGCCCCAACGACGGGAAGUUGGAGGUCUUCACGCGCGAGGGGCCCUACGGUGUCAUUGGAAUGACAUUGAGCAAGAAGAUCAUGAAGGUCCCCUGCGCUGAUAUCCCCAUCCUUCGUCAGCCACGAAGAGUGGAGAUGGAGCUGAAGAAAGGACAACAUUUCCAGAUGGACGGCGAGGCGUGGGUGCUGAACGCGGCCUGCACUGCCGUAGUCGAGUGGUACAGCAAGGUGCGCAUGCUGUGCCCCGGCGAGGACGGGCUCUCUGCAGGCGACUGGUCCGGCAGCCAAACACGCAACUUUUGGGAGGGGCGACGUGGAACAGGAGUGGUCUCCGAGCAGGAGCUGUGCAGACCGGACACCUGAAGGCGCCUUGCGCACCGCGCCCGGGGUUUUCUCCGGAGCCUGAGCCGCGCAAAGGACGCAGUGUACAAAUUGAUCGGGGGUUGUUUCACUGAAAAGAAAAA
Molecule: messenger RNA, 2138 nt
Organism: Effrenium voratum
Lineage: Eukaryota; Dinophyceae; Suessiales; Symbiodiniaceae
Source: the annotation of a GenBank genome assembly